UGGAACAGAGGUUCAGCUGGGAGACCCCUCACACACAGGUGAAGGCAUGGCUGUAGAACCUCAGACCCCUGGUCUCCUCAGGAAUGAAGGUCAUUGCCAUCCUCACCCUCCUCCUCUUCUGCUUGGUGGCAGCCCCCACCCACAGCAGUUUCUGGCGGUUUCAGAGGAUGGUCAAACACAUCACGGGGCAAAGUGCCUUCUUCUCAUAUUACGGAUAUGGCUGCUACUGUGGGCUUGGGGGCAAAGGGAUCCCCGUGGAUGACACUGACAGAUGCUGCCGGGCACAUGACUGUUGCUACGAGAAGCUGAAGGAGUUCAGCUGCCAGCCUGUGUUGAACAGCUACCAGUUCCACAUCGUCAAUGGCACAGUGGUUUGUGGAUGCACCCUUGGUCCUGGUGCCAGCUGCCACUGCGGGCUGAAGGCCUGUGAGUGUGACAAGCAAUCCGUGCACUGCUUCAAAGAGAGCCUGCCCACCUAUGAGAAAAACUUCAAGCAGUUCUCCAGCCGGCCCAGGUGUGGCAGACAUAAGCCCCGGUGCUAGGGACACCACAGGGUCCCUCUCAUCAUCCAGCAUCGGCUCUAGUGUUGCUCUUCCAGGAAGCCUUCUCAGAUCAUCCCCAACAGGCCCCUGUUCUUCCACUGGGAGGGAGGACAAAAUGUCUCCCGCAGGGCAGCACACCCUUCAGCAUUCUGACCAAGGGGACUCCCUGUCGUUCAGCAUCAGAGGACUGGAGAGCAGAAAUGGGAAAGACGAGAUGCCUGCCCUGCAGGAGCUGGCAUUCUGUGGAGUGGGGAGGACUACAAAUGCAUGGAUAUAGAAAUAAGAGACACAUUAGACUGUAGUAAGUGCUAUGAUGCAGUAAAACAAAGGGACGGGAUAGAGAUGCACCCAACCCCACAUCCCAGGGUUUCCAGGAGGGGAGAAGCCCCAGGAUCUACCCCAAACUCUCUCUUCACCCCCACUGCAAACCAGGACACAGAGCAGACUUGAGCACCAAGCCCAUGCCCAGCUCUAGCUGGUAACAAAGCCACCACUUUCCUUGCCCCCCUGCGUCCUCACUUUUUAUGAUGUCAUUCUUAGCUUUUCUUAUCAAGAGGCAGAAUCUGUUUUCCCCACCCCAUGAAUCUGAACUGGUCUUGUGGCUUAGUUUGGUCAAUAGAAUGUUGUGGGAGGGAUGGUUUGCCAGUUUUGAGCUAGGCCUCAGGAGGUCUAGGGCAUGUCUACUCUCUCUUAGGACAGCUGCCCCCACCCUGCAAAAAAGCCUGGGCUAGCCUGCUGGAGGAUGAGAGCCCACCUGGAUCAGUUGUCUCAGCUGAUUUCAGACACGUGAGAGAGAGCUCAGCGAGACUUAGCUUGUAGCUGACUACAGAUGUGUGAGGGAACCUGGCUGAGACCAAAACAACUGUCCAGCUGAGCUCAGGCUAAACUGCCAACAUGCAGAAUUGUGAGCUAAAUAAAGGCUGCUGUUCU
This is a messenger RNA of Gorilla gorilla gorilla (western lowland gorilla), 1472 nucleotides long. It is a transcript of the gene PLA2G2C, whose product is annotated as phospholipase A2 group IIC. The transcript has 4 exons. The coding region runs from base 84 to 542 and encodes 152 amino acids. Gene Ontology annotation, biological process: arachidonate secretion; positive regulation of fibroblast proliferation; fatty acid biosynthetic process. Gene Ontology annotation, molecular function: calcium ion binding; phospholipid binding; signaling receptor binding. The record is from RefSeq and is a predicted model, not a curated record. Lineage: Eukaryota; Metazoa; Chordata; Mammalia; Primates; Hominidae.